Fraxinus pennsylvanica is the source of this 1911-nucleotide messenger RNA. Lineage: Eukaryota; Viridiplantae; Streptophyta; Magnoliopsida; Lamiales; Oleaceae. The record is from the annotation of a GenBank genome assembly.
AUGUCAAAAUCGAAACAUCAAGACGAUUUGGAUCUUCUCCUUUCGCUUCAGGAUCGAGUUUUAGAAACGCCACCUGCUUCUCCUUCUUCCCAUUCUCCAGAUUUGAAUGCGGGAUAUUUAUCGGAUGAUGGUUUGCCGAACCGAAUCGGCCAGGGGGACAUGUCUGUCUUUCGGGACGCGGUUCAAGAUUGUCUUGACUAUGAUCCUGAAAGUGCCAUGAAAUCUCUCAAGUCCAAGCAGGACAAGAGAUCCAAUGAUGCUGAGGUUGAGAAAUUUUCAGGGCUGCGAAUUCGGAAUCUGAUGGUAUCACCUAUUGAACUCAGCAACCGUUUGUCAGAUAUAAGAUUUGUUCGGUUACCUGCUUUAAAGAAUUCUCUGACUGGAGAUACUCUUUCUGGGUGUUGGGCCACAAUUGGAGUUUUAACUGAUAAGGGACAGCCUAGAACUAGUUCUGCAGGAAAGACUUUUGCUAUUUGGAGAUUGGGAUGUUUGGAUGAAAAGACUAUUUCUAUUUUCUUGUUUGGUGAUGCUUAUCAGAAAAACUGUGAUGAGAAAGCUGGAACUGUGUUUGCUCUGUUCAAUUGCAAUGUCCGCAAGGAUAACUCGGAAAAUGGAUUCUCGUUGAGUGUUUAUUCAGCAAUGCACAUUUUAAAGAUGGGUACUUCAGUGGAUUAUGGUAUUUGUAAGGGUAAAAGGAAGGAUGGAAUGGCGUGCACGCUAGUUAUCAACAAGCGCCAAGGAAUAUAUUGCAGCUACCAUAAACAGAAAAAAUCGGAGCAAUAUUCAGUUACAAGGACAGAACUAAAAGGAGGGAACUUAAGGACAGCCUUUAUAGACCGUUGCAAGUCACAGGGUAUUUACGUUAAUACUGCGAGUGAUAGAACAAACUUACCAAAAUCCUCAAAGGCUCCUGUGAAAUUGUUGUCUGUUGAAGGAUUAAGAAAGGCAUUAAGCAAUGCGAGCAAAGUGACCACUAAUGUACACUCACAAGGAAUACGAUUUCUCACUGAAGUUGCAGAGAAAACAGGUUCAAAACCAAUAAAAGAAGCACCUAAUGUUCCACCUCAACCCACGAGUAAAACAGACUGCCGGUCCUUGAGAAAAGAUAUGCACAGAAGUAGACCGAGCCAACAACCAGAUUCCAAGAAAAUAAAACUGGAUCAGAGGCAGGCUCCAGUAGAGAAAGGCAAGCAGUUAAAUACCUUUGCUAACAAACAAACUCCCUGGGAAUACUCAAUUCAAUUAAUUAGAGACGAAGGAUCCAAGGGGAUAAAUAGUUCGCCGGCCGGAGCUAAGUUAAGGUUGCGGGUGGCGAAGAUGAGCGCGUCGAGGUUCAUAAAGUGCGUCACCGUCGGUGAUGGGGCUGUGGGUAAAACUUGCCUUCUCAUUUCCUACACGAGCAACACCUUUCCCACUGAUUAUGUGCCAACAGUUUUUGAUAAUUUUAGUGCUAAUGUGGUUGUGGAUGGGAGCACUGUUAAUCUAGGGCUGUGGGAUACUGCAGGUCAGGAGGAUUAUAAUAGAUUACGACCCUUGAGCUAUCGUGGUGCUGAUGUUUUUAUUCUUGCAUUUUCUCUCAUUAGCAAGGCCAGCUAUGAGAAUAUCUCCAAAAAGUGGAUUCCUGAACUGAGGCAUUACGCACCUGGAGUUCCAGUAAUUCUUGUUGGAACAAAGCUUGACCUUCGGGACGAUAAACAGUUCUUUGUAGACCACCCUGGAGCUGUGCCAAUCACGACUGCUCAGGGUGAGGAGCUGAGGAAGUUGAUUGGAGCUGCUGCUUACAUUGAAUGCAGUGCAAAAACGCAGCAGAAUGUGAAGGCUGUCUUUGAUUCAGCCAUUAAGGUAGUUAUGCAGCCACCAAAGCAAAGGAAAAAGAAGAGAAAGGGUCAAAAAGCCUGCAGUAUAUUGUGA